This is a messenger RNA of Camelina sativa (false flax), 965 nucleotides long. NCBI's taxonomy places the organism in Eukaryota, Viridiplantae, Streptophyta, Magnoliopsida, Brassicales, Brassicaceae. The record is from RefSeq and is a predicted model, not a curated record.
UUAGCGAUUCAAGCGGCUUGUGCGGUUGAGAUGAUUCACACAAUGUCACUCAUCAAAGAUGAUCUUCCUUGUAUGGACAAUGACGAUCUCCGACGAGGUAAACCAACUACACACAAAGUAUUCGGAGAAAGCGUGGCCAUCCUCUCCGGCGGCGCACUUUUAGCCCUAGCUUUCGAGCAUUUGACCGAAGCUGACGUGUCAUCCAAGAAAAUGGUUAGGGCCGUUAAAGAAUUGGCUAAGUCUAUUGGAACGAAAGGACUCGUGGCGGGACAAGCUAAGGAUUUGAGCAGUGAAGGGUUGGAUCAAAACGACGUUGGUUUAGAGGAUCUUGAGUUUAUUCACGUUCAUAAAACCGGUUCGUUGCUCGAAGCGUCGGCGGUUAUCGGAGCGGUUAUUGGUGGUGGUUCAGAGGAAGAGAUUGAGAAAGUGAGAAGCUUUGCGAGGUGUAUUGGAUUGUUGUUUCAAGUGGUUGAUGAUAUUUUGGAUGAGACUAAGUCGUCGGAGGAAUUAGGAAAAACCGCCGGAAAAGAUCAGAUCGCCGGUAAGCUGACGUAUCCGAAAGUGAUUGGUCUAGAGAAAUCGAAGGAGUUUGUGAAGAAGUUGAAGAGAGAUGCGAGAGAACAUCUUCAAGGGUUUGAUUCGGACAAAGUGAAACCUUUGAUUGCUCUUACCAACUUCAUUGCCAACAGAAACAACUGACAAUGUUGUGUGUUUGCUGUAUUGCUAAGCAACUAACGUGGAGAUGUGACAAUGUAAUCAAAAAAAAAAAGUAACGGUGAAAUAUGAAUGGGUGAUAGUGAAACAAUUGGUAACCAAAAAAAAAAGUAACGGUGACCAAAAUUUUUUUUAGAAUGGGUGAUAGUGAAACAAUUGGUAAAAAUAAAAUAAAUGUCUGAUUACCUGAUCAGGGGUUAUGGAUUUAUAGCAAUAAUGUGGGUCAAUGACAUAAUGUGGUCUGGUUGAAG